AUGGUUCCAGAGGUCAAAGAAGCCAUGCAAUCUGAGCCCUCGAAGAAAUUCCAAACAAUGGCCUUCGGCUACGUGUUGUCUGAGAAAAAGGAGAAGGAAAAAUCCAAUGUCGAAGAACCGUCUUUUCGUGGUCCACGUCUUCUGUCCAAUGCUGACACUGGAGCAUCGUCCAGCUAUGGACCACGAGCUUCACGUUAUGCAACAUCAGCUCCGUAUCCCCACCCACCACCACUGCCUAGACCUGUUAGGAGGCAUCGCAGGACCCGGAGUCUCUAUGAUCCUGAGGAUUCACCCGACGACGAGGAUACCUCGGGAUCCCGAAGUUUUUACAAAAAGGAGGACAUGACUGACAUACUGAAAGUCAUGCUUUCGGGCAAGGUGUAUGGGUUCAGUCUCGGAGACUCGACUUGGGGAACUUUCUCGGUCUCUCGAGUUGGAAAACCCGAUUGGAACCUGAACGUAUGGGGACAACUUGUCAUGAAUGCGCGUCAGAAGGAACUACUGGAGAGCUUAACUCUGUCUCAUGGAAGGGAACAGUCUGGCUUUGAUGACAUUAUUAAGGGCAAAGGUAAAGGCUUGGUGGGCCUUCUAUUGGGUCCACCGGGUUUGCCACUGUACGUCAUGUCUUGUGGUGGGCUUGAAAGUUAUGCACAUGAGAUCAAUAGUUUGUUGAAAACGUAUCUCGAGCUUGCCUCAAGGCGGAAUGCUGUACUCCUGCUAGACGAAGCUGACGUUUAUCUUGCGAAGAGAAACGACAAUGACCUGGAAAGGAAUGCCAUUAUCUCCGUAUUUCCACGAGAGAUCGAGUAUUAUACUGGCAUUCUGAUCCUGACCACCAAUCGGGCUCAGUCUAUCGAUCCGGCCUUCCAAAGUCGUAUUCACUUCUGCCAUCACUACCAUCGCCACAAUACCUCCACUCGGAAAAAGAUUUGGAAAACAUUCGUGGAAGACUCCAGGAAGAAUCCUAGUAUCCAUAUCGAUAUUAGUGAAGAUGGGUUCGAUGAACUGGCCGCUCUCAACUUAAACGGUCGCGAAAUCAAGAAUACAAUGAGUCUCGCAGUAUCUCUGACUGCCAGCAAGCCUGGAGACAACCUAUUGCAAGCUGAAAGGAUUAUCGACAUCACCAAGCUUCUACAGAAUUUCAACUUUGUCGACGAGGAUGAACCUGAGGAUAAGGAAGAGGAGUAUCGCAACGACGAAACUUUACUAAACCUUCAAAUCGACUUGCCAUGUCAAGGGGUGACUGAGAACAUCCCAAAAAAAGUGAGAGAUCGUCGACCGCGCAAGAUUGGUAUACCCAAAAUCCAGAUACGCAAUCGCUCAACAGAGUCUUCGAAUACUGGCAUCGCGAACAGUGUUUGA
Messenger RNA from Alternaria burnsii, 1362 nucleotides. RefSeq lists its product as uncharacterized. Bases 1 to 1362 code for a protein of 453 amino acids. Gene Ontology annotation, molecular function: ATP binding; ATP hydrolysis activity. The record is from RefSeq and is a predicted model, not a curated record. Lineage: Eukaryota; Fungi; Ascomycota; Dothideomycetes; Pleosporales; Pleosporaceae. The transcript has 5 exons.